UGGGUGCGAGUCGAGUUCAGCUACGCGCGGCCGGCAAAAGGUCCAAAGAUAGAAGCGGAGCGCUCGCCCAUGGAUACCUUUGCGCUCGUUGUCUGCGCCAGCAGGGCGAUGGGCUUCGAUCGCGUAGCCACGAGAGCCGGGCCCGCCGGCGCUGUCCCGCCCCCCCCUUCCUGGGUUGAGGGGAGGAGCACGCCCCCGGGGGGUUUGGCCCUUUGGGUGGGCUUGUUUCCGCCGCCGGGCGGCUUCGUGUUCGCCUCGUUUGCCACCCCGACCCCCCCGGGGGGCGCCCGGUUGGCCCCCAAGCUUCCCAGCGCCUGGGGCCGCCUUCGCCUUGGGGCCCUCCCCAUGGAGGGCCGCGGGGUCUUCGCCUGGCUUCUAGCGUCUUUGCCUCGCCGGCUCCGGCCUCCCGCGCAGCCUGCGGCCGGCGGGGCGAGUGUGUGUGGCCGUGCCCCGGCUGGCCCCACCCGGCAGUCGAGGUUGGCUAUUGGUUGUGCUGGCUCGCUGGGCCAUUGUGUCGCUCGUUGGUUGGUUUAAAUGGCCCUCGUCGGACGGUCGGGGCGCGGGCCAUGCUGCCCUGUAGCCGCCCGUAGGACCGGCUCCCCCGCCCGGUUGUUGUUAUCCGCCGCUGCACGGGCCCUCGCGGGCAGCGCGGGCCUGCAGGCC
Molecule: messenger RNA, 663 nt
Organism: Amoebophrya sp. A120
Lineage: Eukaryota; Dinophyceae; Syndiniales; Amoebophryaceae
Source: the annotation of a GenBank genome assembly